CAUCUCUUAUAACAAACAGACGGUUUACUACUUUUUGUGCCAUACUGAUUUUGAUUGUACCCUUUAUAGGACACAUUCCAGCCAUCCUAGAAUAUAGGAAGACGGCAUAAUAGACCAAAACUGAUCUACUCUAUCUAAUUCAAGUUUAUACUGCCCGUUAAGUCAGACUCAUCCAUGGAAACUGCAAAACAACUGUAUUCAUAUAAUAAUAUAGUAGUUCUGAAUAACUGCAUUGUCACUUUUAUUUUUCGUUUAGCUUCAACUAAGUUCAAAUUUGUGUGUUUCUUAAAAUAUAUAUCCUAUCUAGUACUUUUAAAAAGGAAAAAAAAUUUAUUUCGGUCACAUUAUGUUACAAACUCAUGCAUUUACAAAGUAACUAGUAACCAAUGCAACAUUCAUAUAUACCGUACGUAAUUGUAUUUUUUUUGUUUUUAAGAUUACAAUAGUAAAAGCAGUAAUGGCGGCACUGCCCAUCGAAGUACCAUUUGUAGUUUAUAAUUUUGUAUCGUUUGCAUGUUCCAAGAAAAAUAGCAAGACCUUUUUCUUUAGAACACACGGAACUUGUAAAGACUAGUAGUAACGGAAACGGUCUAAAAUAUCCUAGAAAAUGGCCAGCCAAAACAUUCCUAGAAUUUCAAUAUUCCUUAAAAAUAGGAAGGCGGAAAACAAAUCAAACAAAACACAAAGUCAAGUCAAACAAACGAAGGUCAAAAUGAUAAUAACUUUCAAAACUCAAGGCUAAUAAAAAUCCAAAUUACGUGACAGCCGCCACCAUGAUGUUUAUUUAAAUACCCGAACAUACUUUCUUUUGGCAUCUAUGGUCUUCUCCUAUACAAACUCUCUCUACUCAAUCGCUCAUGCAGACACUUACGCCUAACGUCGAGUUAUUCCACGCGAAACGCAGACAUUUCACAUGCAGUACUCAAACCUCGACCUUCAUCCCGACAAAGCCACUUUCUGUUUUUCCGGCGACUAAAAACAACCGAGAACAUCUCAGAAACCUAGAGAAUGUUCUCAAGACCUCGUCAAACUCUAUAGAAAACUUCAACAACAAGGUAUCUUCUCGCCAAGACAAGACGACGACGUUACUCGGAGGUUUGAACUUGGCGAGACUCUGGCCUCAGAUGAAAGCCGCCGUCGACGAAAUGUCCCCCAAGAAUCUGAAGCGGCUUCAAAGGCUUCUCUCGAAAUCAUCAGAAGAGCGUUCGCCGAAGAAUAAACUCGGGUCUAAAUGGCGGGAGCUACACGGGUCGAACAACUGGGCCGGGUUGCUGGAUCCACUAGACGAGGAUCUCAGGCGAGAGCUUGUCCGUUACGGAGAGUUUGUGCAGGCGGCUUACCAAGGGUUUCACUCGGACCCGGAAGGUUCGCCGAGAGACGUAGCCUUACCAGACGGGUCUUACAAAGUAACGAAGAGUCUUUACGCCACAUCAUCAGUUCGUUUGCCUAAGUGGAUUGAUGACGUGGCACCUGAUCUAAGGUGGAUGACUAAGCAGACGAGCUGGGUUGGGUACGUGGCGGUCUGCGAAGAUCCAAAGGAGAUCCGACGGAUGGGGAGGAGGGAGAUCGUCAUCGCGCUCCGCGGAACCGCCACGUUGCUCGAGUGGUCAGAGAAUUUCAGGCCGAAUCUCGUUUCGAUGCCCGAGCCCAAACCCGAUCCAUCCGACCCGACUCGGCCCAAGGUGGAGUGCGGAUUCAACAGCCUCUACACAACGGGUAGCCAACACGCGCCUAGCCUCGCCGACUCUUUGGUCGCGGAGAUCAGCAGGCUCGUCGAUCUAUACGCAGGAGAGGAGCUGAGCAUAAGCGUCACUGGACACAGCCUCGGCGCCGCCAUAGCUCUCCUAGCCGCCGACGAUAUCGCGGAGCGUGUUACGCACGCGCCUCCGGUGUCGGUAUUUUCCUUCGGCGGACCUCGCGUCGGAAACAGGGAGUUCGCCGAUCGGCUGGAUUCGAAAGGAGUGAAAGUCCUCCGCGUCGUGAACAGCCAGGACGUGGUGACGAAAGUUCCCGGAAUAUUCGCCGAUAAUGAUAAGAACAAGCAGGGGCAGAAUCGUAAUAACGGGGGUAUAAGGGAGAUGGUGGAGAGGAACAAUCCAUGGGCUUACUCGCACGUGGGAGCUGAGCUGCGCGUGGACAUGAAGAUGUCUCCGUAUUUGAAACCUAACGCUGACGUGGCGUGCUGUCAUGACUUGGAGGCCUACUUGCACUUAGUCGACGGGUUUUUAGCUUCGAACUGUCCGUUCAGAACAAACGCGAAACGGAGUUUGAGAAAGCUGUUGGAUGAGCAACGGUCCAACGUCAAGGUUUUGUAUACAGGAAAGUCUUUGAGACGCAACCGUAGUUCUGUUCUUGAUUACGGAGACGUUUUGCCAAGUCCGUCGUCAUGAGCUCUGAAUUUUUUGGCUUCUAUUCUUUAAUCUUUAUGAUAUUUUAUUUUAUUAUUUGGUGGUGAAAAACCUCUGUGUUUUAUUUAUUUGUUAUGAUAUAUCUAUCGCAAUUGGCCAGUUAAAUCCAAAUGUUUUUGUUGUACUAUGUGCCGAUGAUAAAGUUGUGUAAUGGAGAAGACUUUUGUGUUUGUUUUAAUAAAUGGUAAUUUUCUUUUAUAAAUAAAA
Messenger RNA from Brassica napus (rape), 2615 nucleotides. Its product is annotated as phospholipase A1-Ibeta2, chloroplastic. Gene Ontology annotation, biological process: lipid metabolic process. Gene Ontology annotation, molecular function: glycerophospholipase activity. The transcript has a single exon. The record is from RefSeq and is a predicted model, not a curated record. The coding region runs from base 858 to 2390 and encodes 510 amino acids. Lineage: Eukaryota; Viridiplantae; Streptophyta; Magnoliopsida; Brassicales; Brassicaceae.